AUGUGCAACGCGCGCACCCAGGGAAUUCAGAAGGGCUGUGGCCACUACGUCGCUGUCAAGACGCUUGAGGUCAUUGACUGUGGCCGCCCCAACUGCCGACACUCUGCACACCACGCCUGCGGCCGAUCCCGUUCAGCCUGCGCGUGCGCUAAGUACUACGGUCCCGACGUGGAGGAGAUCGUCCGCACAGAGACCGCCUGGUGCGAUCACUGCUCUAGCUGGUAUGAAGGCAAGGGCGCACCCCGCAAGCGCUGA
This is a messenger RNA of Schizophyllum commune H4-8, 255 nucleotides long. RefSeq lists its product as uncharacterized. Bases 1 to 255 code for a protein of 84 amino acids. NCBI's taxonomy places the organism in Eukaryota, Fungi, Basidiomycota, Agaricomycetes, Agaricales, Schizophyllaceae. The transcript is spliced from 4 exons. The record is from RefSeq and is a predicted model, not a curated record.